AUGAUCAUCAUUAUUCCCAUGAGCCAAGAGUCGGAUCCGAGCAUCGCCCGACCACGCAUCCCCAACGAAUCCAGUGCCGUUGCUUUUCUUCAGGCGUUGAGAGAGGGUCGCGAGUGUUGGGCAGUUGUUGGCCGCACCCUCACCCGCCCGGCACGAGACUCCGCCGUUGUCCGACUUGACAAUGGCUUCUCCAACCACGGCUUGGAUGCUCAGGUUUCCCGACGUGGGUUCCAGUCAUCCUCAAUCAGUCCAACCCACGAGAAUGCAGGGUCGUCUCCCUCCUUCAUUGUUUCGGCUGAUGCCGAUAUCAUUCAAAAAUCCGGGGAGCUUGAAAAGAAUGACCGCUGCUUCCAGGCUCCAAGCAUCGAAGUUCAGGAUAAUGAGACUAGCCAAAAGGUGACCAGAGACGAACCCGACAUCCUCACAAGCUCGGUCGAGACUACCAGUAACUGA
Colletotrichum costaricense is the source of this 453-nucleotide messenger RNA. RefSeq lists its product as uncharacterized. The coding region runs from base 1 to 453 and encodes 150 amino acids. NCBI's taxonomy places the organism in Eukaryota, Fungi, Ascomycota, Sordariomycetes, Glomerellales, Glomerellaceae. The transcript has 2 exons. The record is from RefSeq and is a predicted model, not a curated record.